AUGUCUAUCGAAGUUUACCAUCUUGGACUUUCUCAAUCUGAGAGAAUCGUGUGGCUUUUGGAGGAACUCCAAGUACCAUACGAUUUGCACGUCUUCCAGAGAGAUCCCAUCACAGGACUCGCGCCCAAGGAAAUCAAGGAGAUCAACCCUGCCGGAACCGCACCGUAUUUCCGCGACAGCACUGUUUCACCGCCAAUUGAGCUCGGAGAAUCAGGCGCAACCGUAGAGUACAUUCUCAACGUCCACGGCAGCAAGGCUGGCUCCGGAGCCCCGAGACUCCUUCGUACCCCCGAUGACGCCGAUUACGCCGCCUACCUCGAGUGGUUCCACUUCGCAAACGGCACUCUUCAACCCACUCUCGGUCGCGCUAUGACCCUGUUGUUCGCCGGCGCUUCGCAAAGUGACUUUGGCAAGCGGAUGGAAGAAAAGUCCCACCAGGCCCUCAAGCUAAUCGACAACCGCUUGGCCAACAACAAGUGGCUUGCGGGUGAGAACCUGAGCGCUGCGGAUAUCAUGACGGUCUUCACCUUGACCACCAUGCGCGGUUUCUAUCCUCUCCUGGACUUGUCAGAGCACAAGAACAUUCUGCGGUAUUUGAAGGAUGUUGCCGAGCGCCCCGCGUAUCGCAAGGCGCUGGAGAAGGGCGACAAGGGCAUGGAGCCUAUGAACGGGCCCAAGGUCAAGGCCUUCAAGCAAUUCAAAGGAUUCGGUGCCAUAUACGAGUCCUUGGGAUACUAG
This is a messenger RNA of Colletotrichum acutatum, 738 nucleotides long. RefSeq names its product glutathione S-transferase. The record is from RefSeq and is a predicted model, not a curated record. Lineage: Eukaryota; Fungi; Ascomycota; Sordariomycetes; Glomerellales; Glomerellaceae. The coding region runs from base 1 to 738 and encodes 245 amino acids. The transcript has 3 exons.